Zea mays is the source of this 7871-nucleotide messenger RNA. RefSeq lists its product as uncharacterized. The transcript has 2 exons. Gene Ontology annotation, biological process: DNA integration. Gene Ontology annotation, molecular function: nucleic acid binding. NCBI's taxonomy places the organism in Eukaryota, Viridiplantae, Streptophyta, Magnoliopsida, Poales, Poaceae. The record is from RefSeq and is a predicted model, not a curated record. Bases 317 to 2380 code for a protein of 687 amino acids.
AAUUUUUUUUUAUAACACACCUACAUUCGUUUAGUUGUUCGGGAAUAAAAUUACAAACACCAUCUGGUAGGUAGGUAGUGACGAAAACCAUACAAGUGCUGCUAAUUAAAGAGCUUCUAGCAAACCUGUGUGCAUUACCACCGUUGGUUCUGCGAUUUUCAUGAACAAACCACCUACCCCAAUCCAUAUGGAUUGAGGGGGUUUCAAUCCCUAGCAAAUCAAAAUCUUCUCUAAUCCAUAUCAAUCCCCUACAAUAUAUAUGAAUUGAAAAUAACCGAACAAAAGCCAAACGGUGAAAUGGAGCUUCUGGACAAGAAUGUCCUUAGCCGGAGCCAGACCUUCUCUUCAGACCACACUUGUUGGGCUCUAUCAGGGUUCAUUGAGGCCCAUAAUCGGUUCGCUGAUACAGAAUGCAGUGAGGCCCACGUCCCUCUCGUCUCGUACAGACGACGACGGAAAGAGGAUGAUGCGGGGAGUCGGAGGUCCGCUGCUCACCAUCGGGGAUCUACUCAGCGACCUCGCUGUCGACGACCCACUCGUCGGCGUCGGAGAUGCGUCUGUCCCAUCAUCUCCAUCGGCGGCGCAGCAAGCGGGGAAGGCCAAUCCGUCCGAUCUCAGCCGGCUCUUUGAGGCAAUGGUCACUGCCCCAGUGUUGGCUAUUCCAGAUUUUUCACAACCCUUUAUUGUGGAAACUGAUGCAAGUGAUACCGGCAUUGGCGCUGUACUAAUUCAGCGAGACCAACCAGUGGCUUUUCUCAGUAAAGCACUUGGGCCCCAACAUCAGAAACUUUCAAUUUAUGAGAAGGAAUUCCUAGCGCUUAUCAUGGCGGUGGAAAGAUGGCGCACAUAUCUCCAACGACAGGAGUUUAUCAUCCGAACUGACCAUCAAAGCCUCUCAUACCUCACUGAGCAACAUCUUCAUUCAGACAUGCAGAGAAAGGCCAUGACUCGUCUGAUGGGUCUGCAAUUCAAAGUAGUCUAUCGCAAGGGCAAAGAGAACAUUGUGGCUGAUUCCCUGUCCCGGGUGGGGCACCUUUGCAGCACUACAACAGUGUCUCAUGUCCAACCAGUUUGGCUGCAAGAGCUUUUGAACAGCUACAAUACGGACCUAGCAGCACAGGACUUACUUGCUAAACUGGCCCUCCAUUCUCCGGAUGAGGCAGGAUUUUCUUUAUCCCAGGGUAUCAUUCGAUACAACAACAAGAUUUGGGUGGCCAAUAAUUCAGCGUUGCAAACCAAAUUGAUCAACAGUUUUCACUCAACUGCGGUUGGGGGUCAUUCAGGUUCUAAAGGGACUUAUCAUCGCAUCAGCCAGUUGUUUUACUGGAAAGGUCUCAAAAGUGCUGUGGAGGAUUUUGUGCGUCAGUGCUCGGUAUGCCAACACGCCAAACACAGUAACACUCAUCCAGCUGGUCUUUUGCAGCCAUUGCCCAUUCCUGUUGGCGCAUGGCAAGACAUCACUAUGGACUUCGUCGAAGGGCUGCCAUCAUCUGAGGGUUAUAAUUGCAUACUCGUGGUCGUGGACAGGUACACUAAGUACGCACAUUUCAUUCCAUUGAAACAUCCAUUCACAGCACAGCUAGUGGCGCAGGCUGUUCUAGACAAUGUGGUGAGGCUCCAUGGUUUUCCCAAGACCAUUGUUUCAGAUCGCGACCGCAUUUUUCUCAGCGCAUUUUGGAAAGAACUGUUUGCUUUAUUUGGCACUGGUUUACUUCGGAGCACAGCCUAUCACCCUCAAACCGACGGCCAAUCGGAGCGCGUCAACCAAUGUCUUGAAAUGUACUUGCGAUGUGCAGUUCAUGACAAUCCCAAGCGUUGGAAGCACUGCAUUUCCUUGGCUGAAAUAUGGUACAAUACAUGUCUUCAUUCUUCCCUGGGUUGUUCUCCCUUCAAGGCAUUGUAUGGCUAUGAGCCUGACAUCGGUUUUUCCAUUGCUCCUAUACAAGACACUCCAACCGAAGCUCUCACUUGGGUCACUGAAAGGGAUGCUCAUAUGCAACAACUGAAGGACAAUCUUGCUAGAGCUCAAAACAGAAUGAAGCAGCUCGUCGAUCGCCAUCGUGUGGAUCGCCAAUUCCAAGUUGGAGAACAAGUACUCCUAAAGUUACAACCAUAUGCCCAGAGUUCAGUGGUGAAUCGACCAUACCCCAAACUAGCAUUCAAAUUUUUUGGCCCAUUUGCAGUGCUCCAGCGAGUUGGUUCUGCAGCUUAUCGCCUUAAAUUACCUGAUGGCUGCCUCAUCCAUCCAGUUUUCCAUGUCAGUCAACUGAAACCCUUCACACCAAAUUACACGCCAGUUUUUGCAGAUCCCAAAAUGCUGCUGGAUUUCAGUACCACUGAUCUUCAACCUGAGCGGGUUCUGGAGCGUCGUCUGGUGUAGAAAGGCUCUAAGGCUGUCCCACAGGUGCUGGUGAAAUGGACUCACCUUCCAGUGGACUCGGCGACCUGGGAAGACUGGUAUGUUCUACAGGCCAGGUUUCCUUCGUUCGUUGCUUGUGGACAAGCAACCGCUGCAGGGGGGAAGCUGUCGCGGCCGGUGUGCCGGACGCGCCUCAAUGACUGAAGCCGACGUGUCUAAGCCUGGGUUAGUGGCCUAAGUAUGCCAGAUGUCAUGGAGUCUGUAAUUAGGGCACCACCUGUGGGCCCAGUCGUCAGUGCCUAUGUGCAGAGUAUGUAAUAAGCGAGACUUGGGAACUUGAGAGACAAGAAAGAAAAAGAAACAGAAACUUGCCGCCGGAAACUUUCCUGGCGAGCACCCACCUCUCCCUCGUUCGUUUGAGUACGCACCUCACGCCAUCGGAGAUCCUCGGUGGCCACGGGGCACAACAGUUGGUAUCAAAGACCAGUUGAUCUUCGGCACGCUACCGCGGGUGUCUGCAAUUUCCGUCGAUCGUCACCGUAAUAGGCACGGGUUUGGUGAGUUCUCGACGUUUGCCGCGCAGCACCGGCGGCGUCGAUUGAAUCCCCGUGAUUCCCACGCCACCACGGUCCGAUUUGCGGGUAGUCACCACGGCGCCGCCGAAACCUUCCGUCCAGACUCGUUUCGUCCUAGACGCGAUGGCCGCCGCGGGGGAACGUGAGGACUGAGGAGGAACGCUGGAAUCACCUCAAUCAGAGCAUUGAUCUGUUGUUUACAAGGCUAGGCGACGUCACGCGCGCGCAAGAGCAGAUGCAGAUCCACCAGGACUUGGGGGUGAAGGCUAUGGAGCAGGUUCUCAAAGAUCAAGCCACCUUCGCGCAACAACUCGAAGCCACAGGCAAGGCGGUGGAUCUUCUCACACGCGAGCGCCGACCUUCGGCGGAGUGGGACACUUCCUCACAGUUCUCCAGGGAGGCGCAACCCUCUCUGCAUCAGCGUCCACCCCGUCCCGCUGGUUACCACCCUGGUGAGCAUCAUCAUCAUCGCCCCCACCAGUUAUUCCUCGCGAUUGGAAUGAAGGCAUGCAAGGGUAUCGUCGUACCACACCCAAGUUGAACUUUCCAGAGUUUAAUGGGCGCGAUCCACGUAUCUGGCGCCGGCAGUGUGAGGAUUACUUUCUGUUCUACAAUGUUCCUGAGCACCUUUGGGUUACUUCUGCAACAAUGCAUAUGAGGGAUAAUGCUGGGAGGUGGAUGGAGGUGCAGCGCCUCAAAGGGGGGUUUUCCUUCCUGGGCCCAAUUCAUGACCGAUGUGGAGGAUAAAUUUGGUGCUUAUGAUUAUGAUCAUGCUAUGCAGGAUUUGUUCACUCUAAAGCAAACUGGUUCAGUUGAUGAAUUUUAUUUCCAGUUUCAGUCUCUGCAAUUUCGGCUAGAGAUGCAUAACAGUGGUUUUGACAGAAUGUUCUUCAUCAAUCAGUUCACUCGCAAUCUAAAACCCGAAUUGGCUGCGCUGGUCCAAUCUCACAUACCUCGUACAAUGGAACAGGCGGUGCAUAUUGCCAAGAUCCAAGAAGCCUUAUUCGAUCGUCCACAAUUCAAGUACAGUAAACCUGCAUUUCCACACAAGGCUCAGUUUGGAAUUUCUGGUCGCCCUGAGGUAAAGAUGAGUUCUACUUUCAAUUCUCCAUUGACUAAAGAACGCCAGAAGAGGGACUAUUGUCGGGCCAAUAAUCUAUGUUUCUAUUGUCUGGCUCCUUUUGACCCUGCUCAUUUAGCCAACUGUCCCAAGCGUCCCAAAACACAGUUGAAUGCUGUCGUGGUGAAUGAUUUGGAUAUUCCUCUCACAGAAGAUAUUCUUCAUCAGUUGGACAUGGAAGAUGCUCUUUCCUCUGAGUUUGGUCAGUUGUCCCUAAAUGCACUUGCAGGAACUGAUACAGGCCGUACAUUGAAACUCCGAGCUAUGGUAAAAAACAAGGUCAUGCUGACCCUUGUCGACAGUGGGAGCUCGCACAGCUUCGUCAGUGCCGCUUUCCUUAAGACUUGUGGUAUUCCAUCUACACCUCGGUCUCCUUUAACAGUGAAAGUAGCCAAUGGAGAGCUACUGGUGGUUGACCAGCAAGUUCAUCAACUAGAGUGGUGGAUUCAGGGAUACACCUUCUAUUCAGAUAUGUUGGUACUGGACUUUGGGGCUUUUGAUGCCAUUCUAGGCUAUGAUUGGUUAGCUCCGCUUAGUCCCAUGAUCUGCCAUUGGGAAGAUAGAACUCUGGAUUUUCAGUAUCGUCACCAGUCAGUGCAUCUACAAGGAAUUAUCCAAAAUCAGUCCAUUCUUCCAGAGGUUUCUCCACAUGAGCUGGUCAAGUGGGCAGCAGGCAAUGAUAUUGCAGCUUUAGCUGUCAUCGAAAUUCUUUCACAGUUGCCAGAUGCCCAAGUUCCACUGGAACUUCGGCCUGUCCUACAGGAAUAUGCAGACGUCUUUAAGGAUCCGAAGAAACUACCAACCCCUAGGCUCCACGACCAUCGCAUUCCCUUGCUGCCCAACCAACCUCCAGUAAACUCCAGAUCAUAUCGGUAUUCUCCUUUACAUAAGGACGAAAUCGAAAAACAAGUUAAGGAACUUCUGCAGACUGGUCUGAUUGUGCACAGUACUAGUCCCUUUGCUUCUCCAGUGCUUCUCGUUCAAAAGAAAGAUGGUACCUGGCGAUUCUGUGUUGAUUACCGGAAGUUGAAUGCCAUAACAGUGAAAAACAGGUUUCCUAUCCCAGUGAUUGAUGAAAUUCUCGAUGAACUGGCGGGCACCAAAUUCUUUACUAAGUUGGACAUGAGAUCUGGGUACCAUCAAGUCCGCAUGUGGCCUGAGGAUGAACCCAAAACAGCUUUUAAGACGCACCAUGGUCAUUUUCAAUUCCGCGUCAUGCCAUUUGGACUCACCAACGCCCCGGCUACGUUCCAAUGUCUUAUGAAUACCAUACUCGAGCCAUUCCUUCGGAAGUUCGUGCUGGUUUUCUUGGAUGAUAUCCUCAUUUACAGUUGCUCUAUGCAGCACCAUAUUUCUCAUUUGCAGAAAGUGUUGGCUCAACUCAGACUGCAUCAGCUAUAUAUGAAAGUGAGUAAAUGCUCCUUUGGCCAAACUUCUUUGCAUUAUUUGGGCCACAUUAUCUCUCAGGAGGGCGUUGCUACUGACCCAGCAAAAACAGAUGCGAUGUUACAGUGGCCCAUUCCCACCACAGUUACUGAACUUCGGGGGUUUUUUGGGACUCGCCGGUUACUAUUGCAAAUUCAUCAAACAUUAUGGUCUUAUAGCUCGACCCCUGACUGGUUUGCUUCGUACUAAACACUUUGUAUGGACCCCAACAGCUCAACAAGCCUUUAAUCAAUUGAAACAGGCAAUGGCCACUGCCCCAGUGUUGGCUAUUCCAGAUUUUUCACAACCCUUUAUUGUGGAAACUGAUGCAAGUGAUACCGGCAUUGGCGCUGUACUAAUUCAGCGAGACCAACCAGUGGCUUUUCUCAGUAAAGCACUUGGGCCCCAACAUCAGAAACUUUCAAUUUAUGAGAAGGAAUUCCUAGCGCUUAUCAUGGCGGUAGAAAGAUGGCGCACAUAUCUCCAACGACAGGAGUUUAUCAUCCGAACUGACCAUCAAUGUCUCUCAUACCUCACUGAGCAACAUCUUCAUUCAGACAUGCAGAGAAAGGCCAUGACUCGUCUGAUGGGUCUGCAAUUCAAAGUAGUCUAUCGCAAGGGCAAAGAGAACAUUGUGGCUGAUUCCCUGUCCCGGGUGGGGCACCUUUGCAGCACUACAACAGUGUCUCAUGUCCAACCAGUUUGGCUGCAAGAGCUUUUGAACAGCUACAAUACGGACCUAGCAGCACAGGACUUACUUGCUAAACUGGCCCUCCAUUCUCCGGAUGAGGCAGGAUUUUCUUUAUCCCAGGGUAUCAUUCGAUACAACAACAAGAUUUGGGUGGCCAAUAAUUCAGCGUUGCAAACCAAAUUGAUCAACAGUUUUCACUCAACUGCGGUUGGGGGUCAUUCAGGUUCUAAAGGGACUUAUCAUCGCAUCAGCCAGUUGUUUUACUGGAAAGGUCUCAAAAGUGCUGUGGAGGAUUUUGUGCGUCAGUGCUCGGCAUGCCAACACGCCAAACACAGUAACACUCAUCCAGCUGGUCUUUUGCAGCCAUUGCCCAUUCCUGUUGGCGCAUGGCAAGACAUCACUAUGGACUUCGUCGAAGGGCUGCCAUCAUCUGAGGGUUAUAAUUGCAUACUCGUGGUCGUGGACAGGUACACUAAGUACGCACAUUUCAUUCCAUUGAAACAUCCAUUCACAGCACAGCUAGUGGCGCGGGCUGUUCUAGACAAUGUGGUGAGGCUCCAUGGUUUUCCCAAGACCAUUGUUUCAGAUCGCGACCGCAUUUUUCUCAGCGCAUUUUGGAAAGAACUGUUUGCUUUAUUUGGCACUGGUUUACUUCGGAGCACAGCCUAUCACCCUCAAACCGACGGCCAAUCGGAGCGCGUCAACCAAUGUCUUGAAAUGUACUUGCGAUGUGCAGUUCAUGACAAUCCCAAGCGUUGGAAGCACUGCAUUUCCUUGGCUGAAAUAUGGUACAAUACAUGUCUUCAUUCUUCCCUGGGUUGUUCUCCCUUCAAGGCAUUGUAUGGCUAUGAGCCUGACAUCGGUUUUUCCAUUGCUCCUAUACAAGACACUCCAACCGAAGCUCUCACUUGGGUCACUGAAAGGGAUGCUCAUAUGCAACAACUGAAGGACAAUCUUGCUAGAGCUCAAAACAGAAUGAAGCAGCUCGCCGAUCGCCAUCGUGUGGAUCGCCAAUUCCAAGUUGGAGAACAAGUACUCCUAAAGUUACAACCAUAUGCCCAGAGUUCAGUGGUGAAUCGACCAUACCCCAAACUAGCAUUCAAAUUUUUUGGCCCAUUUGCAGUGCUCCAGCGAGUUGGUUCCGCAGCUUAUCGCCUUAAAUUACCUGAUGGCUGCCUCAUCCAUCCAGUUUUCCAUGUCAGUCAUCUGAAACCCUUCACACCAAAUUACACGCCAGUUUUUGCAGAUCCCAAAAUGCUGCUGGAUUUCAGUACCACUGAUCUUCAACCUGAGCGGGUUCUGGAGCGUCGUCUGGUGAAGAAAGGCUCUAAGGCUGUCCCACAGGUGCUGGUGAAAUGGACUCACCUUCCAGUGGACUCGGCGACCUGGGAAGACUGGUAUGUUCUACAGGCCAGGUUUCCUUCGUUCGUUGCUUGUGGACAAGCAACCGCUGCAGGGGGGAAGCUGUCGCGGCCGGUGUGCCGGACGCGCCUCAAUGACUGAAGCCGACGUGUCUAAGCCUGGGUUAGUGGCCUAAGUAUGCCAGAUGUCAUGGAGUCUGUAAUCAGGGCACCACCUGUGGGCCCAGUCGUCAAUGCCUAUGUGCAGAGUAUGUAAUAAGCGAGACUUGGGAACUUGAGAGACAAGAAAGAAAAAGAAACAGAAACUUGCCGCCGGAACCUUUCCUGGCGAGCACCCACC